AUCUUCUCUCUUUAACUUCGCCUUCACUCAUCCUUCUUCAAUCAUGGACCGUUCUAAAAUAUCCACACUCCUCUUUCUCAUCGUCGCUUUGACCUUCCUCGCCGCCGUCUCCGCUGUCCGUGACCUUCCCGGAGAUUAUCUCCGAUUGCCUUCGGAUGCCUCACGUUUCUUCCAUGAACCUGAAAAUGAUGACAACGUUCAGGGGACUAGGUGGGCCAUUUUACUUGCUGGUUCUAACGGUUACUGGAAUUAUAGACAUCAGAAGGUUCACAACAUUCAGGUCUUCGUCUUCAACGGUCGGAUUGGUAAAACGACGUCUGUAGGGGGAGAAAUCGUGCUCGCACAGCACCAGGCUGAUGUUUGUCAUGCGUAUCAAAUACUAAGGAAAGGUGGCUUGAAAGAAGAAAACAUUAUUGUUUUCAUGUAUGAUGACAUUGCUUUUGAUAUAGAGAAUCCAAGGCCUGGGGUCAUAAUUAACAAACCAGAUGGAGGUGAUGUUUAUGCAGGAGUUCCAAAGGAUUACACUGGUGAUGAUGUUAAUGUUGACAACUUUUAUGCUGCUUUACUUGGAAAUAAAUCAGCUCUUACUGGUGGGAGUGGGAAGGUUGUUGAUAGUGGUCCCAAUGAUCAUAUAUUUGUAUAUUAUACUGAUCAUGGAGGUCCUGGGGUUCUUGGGAUGCCCGUUGGUCCUUACUUGUAUGCAUCUGAUCUGAAUGAAGUCUUGAAGAAAAAGCAUGCUUCUGGAUCAUAUAAGAGCCUAGUAUUUUAUCUGGAGGCAUGUGAAUCCGGGAGUAUCUUUGAAGGUCUUCUUCCAGAAAAUAUCAAUAUCUACGCGACAACAGCUUCAAAUGCAGAUGAAAGCAGUUGGGGAACAUAUUGCCCUGGGGAGUACCCUCCCCCUCCCCCAGAGUACUCAACCUGCUUGGGUGAUCUGUAUAGUGUUGCUUGGAUGGAAGAUAGUGACAUUCACAAUCUGCGAACUGAAAGUUUGCACCAACAAUAUAAAGUGGUUAAGGAUAGGACUAUUAAUGGAGUAUACUAUGGUUCUCAUGUGAUGGAGUAUGGUGAUGUAGGGCUUAGCAACAAUCAUCUCUUCAUAUAUUUGGGCACAAAUCCUGCUAAUGAUAAUAUUAGUUUUGUGGAUGAAAGCUCUUUGACCUUAAGAUCACCUUCAGCAGCAGUCAACCAAAGGGAUGCUGAUCUCAUCCAUUUCUGGGAUAAGUUCCGCAAAGCUCCUGAGGGUUCUGCCAGGAAAAAUGAAGCUGAGAAACAAGUUUUGGAAGCAAUGUCUCACAGGAAGCAUGUUGACAACAGUGUGGAACUGAUUGGGAAGCUCUUAUUUGGCAUUGAAAAGGGUCCUGAAUUGUUCAACACUGUUAGACCUGCUGGAUUACCACUUGUUGAUAACUGGGACUGCCUCAAAACUAUGGUAAGGACUUUUGAGACACAUUGUGGAUCCCUGUCUCAGUAUGGGAUGAAACAUAUGAGAUCCUUCGCAAACAUCUGCAAUGCGGGAAUACAGAAUGAGCAAAUGGCUGAGGCCUCAGCACAAGCUUGUUCCAACAUUCCUGCCAAUCCCUGGAGUUCUCUGCAUAGGGGUUUCAGUGCAUAGUUCCUAAAAUGUGCACUUUGUAAAUACCAACUACAAUUUCUGUUACAUUAUGUUUUAUGGUUGUAUGUAUAUACAUACCGUGCACUGGCCAUGAUCUCAUGUCAUGAUUCUGUAAAUACAACUGGGAAAUUAUUAGGACAUUGGAGUGUAGUGUUUAUCUCUGAGAAAUGAAGGAUUUCAUUACUAUGGUUUUGGAUAUAAUGAGGCACGCAUAUUUAGUGCUGGUUUAUUAAGCCUUUGUUCAUCCAAAAUCAUAGUAAUUGAGCACUCGAUUUCUUGUAAUAAAUGGAGAUGAUCUUUACAACAAUGUUAUGUCUAUGUUUUUAUUCCAUUUAUGUUGUUGUGUUAUUGCAAGAAAAACAAUUUCAAGGGAUGAUGGCUUUUAUAACAGAAGGAGGGAUAGAAGACCAACAGUUAUGCCUGUUUUGGAAAGUUCAAUAUGACAGGGAACAAGGUCAUGCAUGUUUGCCAACGUGUAUGUGGGAAAUGGCAGAUAUAGGAGUUACCCUUGACACUUUGCAACAUAAUUGACAACCAUUUGUAGAAUUAUUUUAGUUGAAUGUUAUUUUCAUACAACUAUUGUUUAAUAUUACUGUUUAAUGAUAAUGAUGGUAUUGUAUAUGUAUUUGGAAUUUCGUUAAACUAUAUUGUAAGUCUUUUUAGUUUGAUUGAAUUUUUAACUUAAA
Molecule: messenger RNA, 2298 nt
Organism: Cicer arietinum (chickpea)
Lineage: Eukaryota; Viridiplantae; Streptophyta; Magnoliopsida; Fabales; Fabaceae
Product: vacuolar-processing enzyme-like
Biological process (GO): vacuolar protein processing
Molecular function (GO): cysteine-type endopeptidase activity
Source: RefSeq, a predicted model, not a curated record